ACAUAAAUAAAUUUAUAUUUUUUUUUCUUUUAUUUUUAUUUUUAUUUAUUUAUUUUUUUUUUUAUAAUAAAUAUAAAAAUAAAUAAUCAAAAACUACUGUCUCAAUAAACAAAUAAAGAAAAUUACUUAAUCUAUGGGCGACACUUUCUUUGGUUUCAAUACCAAUUUACCGCCUUUAACGAAUGAAGAAUUUCGUGCAUUGGCUGAACAAGGCAUAGACAAAAAUAAGGAUUCAAAACAGACCGAGACUUAUGAUAAUGUAGAUGCUGACGUGUAUGAUUUUGCUGCUUUACGUCAAGAAUUCGGUGUUGAUGAAGACCAAGAAGAAAAUGAUGGUCUCGGUGAUCAACUUAUCGAAGAAGGUGAUGAUUACAAUGAUUUAACUUUUGGUGAUGAUCCUGUUGGACAAGACUUUGAUUUUUCUGGCAAUACACAACGUUUUACUGCCGGAAUUACAGAUGAAGAAGCCUUUUUCGUUAAACGUAAGCCGCAGAAUGAUCAACAAGCUAAACAAAGCUCUUUUCAUAAUUUUUGGUCAGCUACCCCAGUUCGUCAUGCUGGUAUAGGAAGAGGCUUUGGAGAAGCAUCUCCUAUUUCAUCUUCUAAAUCAAUUUGGGGCAAUUUUACCAGUGGCCUUUCUCCUGCUGAUAAUACAGGAUUUUCAUCUUUGUCUAGCAGUCAAAGUAAUUUAUCGCCAUUUUUGGUUGCUAACAGACAAGCCAUUCGUCCUCAACAGCAACCACAGCAAUCAUUUAUGGACGGUAUGUCACCUACUAUUUCUGCUGGUUUUCCUCAACAGCAGCACACACCUCAGCAACAACAACAACAACCAUCUCAUCAACUCCGUCCUGUUACUCUAGAAGAUAUCGAAGCUGAUAUUCAACGUCAACAGGCUGCUAAUCGUUACCGUAUGAAUAGCGAAUCCCCCUUGAUGAAUGGUAAGCCAUUAAGUUUAGCUGAUCUGGAAGCUGCCCUUACAGCUGGUAAUCCUCGUUCUCAACAGCAAAUGCAACAACAAACAUCUGAACAUGGUAUGUCUCCCUUUGGUUUCGGUCAACCAGAUCCCAUACAGAUUUUAGCCAUGAAGCAACAACAGGAAUUGAAGGAACAACUUUCUAUUGCUAGAGAAUUGAAGCGUAGGGAAUUGCAACGCAAGUCUCAAUAUGAUGGCCUCAUGACACAGCAUGAUAAGGAUCUCGUCAAUCGAAUUCAACUCUCUCAAUUGGCAUCUGGUGAUCCUUAUGCGGAUGAUUUCUAUUAUCAAGUUUACACUUCACUCCGUCAAAGUGCUGGCUUACCUUUGCAACCUACGAUGAUGACGCAUAAUAGUAAUACAAAUGAAAAUGGUCGUAGUAAUGGUCGUGGUCGUCGUGAUGAGAAUAUGAUGCAACGUAUGCAACAACAGUUACAACGUAUUGUGAAUGAAGCUAAGCGUCGUCCUAAGCAAACUCAAGUUUCCUUGGAAGGCGCUUUGGGUAAGAUUACUUCAUUAACAGUACGUAAUCCACGUCAGGUAUUGCAAGUACCUCAAACUUCCGGUGGCAGCAACCAUAUCUCUUCUUCUGAACCAAACACACCUAAAUCUGACCAUGUAACUAACUCUCUUAGUGCUUCUUCAGCUUCUCCCGGUAUCAUAGAUAGACGUCAUGUUCUUAAGAUUAUUGAAGAUAUGUACAUCAUUGUUCUUGAAUUAGAACAAAUGCGCCGUUGUGGUCCACAAUUCUCUUCCUCUACUGAAGAAGAAGGAGAGGAGAAAGAUGAUUAUAAGGAUCCUGUUGAUGCCUUUAAUGAAAAAUAUGCAGCUCGUGUUGAAAAGCUUUGGAAAGCAUUACGUUUAACCGAAACUGCUGAGGUCCCCUUUGUGAUCUCUAUGCUUGGCAUUGCGAAGGGUAAAAAAUUAAUGCCACGUAUCAUACGUCAAUUAAAUCAUGAUCAAGACUUGACUCUCUUGACUACGGUGAUCGGGCAUUUUACUAAAUUACAAGUUUGCCGUUAUGUUAUCUAUCCUGGUACAACUGUUGCUAAUGUAGAUGAAGCAAAGAAACAAUUAUUUGUUACAUUUGAAGAUGUAGAACUCUUUAUGAAUACAGCUGCACCCCCUCUUUUGGCAUUUAUUGCAGAGGCACCCUUACGUAUUAUAGAUGGAUUACUUCAAUUCAUGUUGGAUAAGAAUGAUAUUCUGAUGAUUGCUCAAACAAAGCCAGGCUUAGCCUUCUUGACUAUGCUCUUAUCCCGUGCAGAAAUUUUAAAACAAGGUGGAGGAUCAUUACAAGGCUUACCACCUCCUACACCAGAAGAAAUUAGCCGUUGGCAGGAACUCUAUGGCAAUCUCUUCAAUUCUCUUAAAGGUCGUUAUCUUGCUAUAUUCCCUUCAUUAUAUUACUUGGUUCCACUUAAUCCUAAUACACCUAUGAUGCAAUUAUCUCUUGCUGUGGAUGAUAUGUAUGUAUGGCAAUUCUUGGCUGCAAUGGCUGUAGGUGCUUCAAUGGAUCAACAACAUAUUUUAGUUACAGAAGUCAGGGAUCGAGUCAUGGAUAAUAUUGUACUUGCAAAGAGAAAUCGACUUCCUCUUGAACAAGCUAGCCAUCGUAUUUCUAAUGUUAAUUUGUUUUUGCAUGCUUUGGGUCUUGAUGCAUCUCAAGUUUCCAUUCCUUUGUAAAUCUUUCUUUUUUCCUUUUAUACACUACAUUUUUUUUUUUUUUUUUU
Molecule: messenger RNA, 2706 nt
Organism: Cokeromyces recurvatus
Lineage: Eukaryota; Fungi; Mucoromycota; Mucoromycetes; Mucorales; Mucoraceae
Product: topoisomerase II-associated protein PAT1
Exons: 8
Coding region: 134-2659 (841 amino acids)
Biological process (GO): deadenylation-dependent decapping of nuclear-transcribed mRNA; P-body assembly
Cellular component (GO): P-body
Molecular function (GO): RNA binding
Source: RefSeq, a predicted model, not a curated record